CACCAUGAACUACAUGCCUGGCACGGCCAGCCUUAUCCAGGACAUCGACAAGAAGCACCUGGUCCUGCUGCGGGACGGCCGGACGCUCAUUGGGUACCUGCGCAGCAUCGACCAAUUCGCAAAUUUGGUGCUGCACCAGACUGUGGAGCGCAUCCAUGUGGGCAAGAAGUAUGGAGACAUCCCUCGAGGCAUCUUUGUUGUGAGAGGAGAGAAUGUGGUUCUGCUAGGAGAAAUAGACCUGGAGAAGGAGAGCGACACACCUCUGCAGCAGGUCUCCAUUGAGGAGAUCCUGGAGGAGCAGCGUGUGGAGCAGCAGGCCAAGCAGGAGUCAGAGAAGCUGAAGGUGCAGGCACUGAAGGAGCGAGGCCUGGCCGUGCCCCGGGCAGACACCCUGGACGAGUACUGAGCCUGCUGCCCCUCGGACCUGUCCUCUGCAGCACAGUGAGGGCUGCCCUGUGAUCCCCUGUGCAAAGGGAGGUGGGGGGCUGGAUUUUCAGGGUGUGUUUUCUGGGCACAGAUCACUGUUGGCAUGCUGUACCAUGCCUUUGGUUCCUCCUGGUGGAGAAGGAGGGCUUGAAGGCUCUGGGCUGGCCGUGGGGGUGGCCAGGCAUGCCAGGGAGUGCCAGUGGUGAUGGGCAGGAGGUAAAUCUCCUGCUCCUUUGGGUUCUUUUGCUUUUUUCUCCCCACGUGACUCUGGGGGAGG
Indicator indicator is the source of this 703-nucleotide messenger RNA. It is a transcript of the gene LSM1, whose product is annotated as LSM1 homolog, mRNA degradation associated. Gene Ontology annotation, molecular function: RNA cap binding. The transcript has 4 exons. Gene Ontology annotation, biological process: deadenylation-dependent decapping of nuclear-transcribed mRNA. NCBI's taxonomy places the organism in Eukaryota, Metazoa, Chordata, Aves, Piciformes, Indicatoridae. Bases 5 to 406 code for a protein of 133 amino acids. Gene Ontology annotation, cellular component: P-body; Lsm1-7-Pat1 complex. The record is from RefSeq and is a predicted model, not a curated record.